Molecule: messenger RNA, 2601 nt
Organism: Diceros bicornis minor
Lineage: Eukaryota; Metazoa; Chordata; Mammalia; Perissodactyla; Rhinocerotidae
Gene: PCDHB3
Product: protocadherin beta 3
Biological process (GO): homophilic cell-cell adhesion
Cellular component (GO): plasma membrane
Molecular function (GO): calcium ion binding
Source: RefSeq, a predicted model, not a curated record
CGCGUCUUCUGUACCGCCCGGAUCCAGUGAGGUAAACUAGGCGUUGUGAGCCUGGGCAGAUUUUUAAGCAAGCAAAUCUGAGCUUCGGGAAAGCAUUAUUCGCUAGGCCUUCUUCAACGUUGGAAGGCAAAAGACUUUGCGUUUCCCAGCGCUGUUAGAGGCUCAGCUUGGCAGUAUUUCUUGGAAGAACAUGGCAGACACUGCAAUGGAGGCCGGAGGGGAGCGCUUUCUUACACAAAGGCAAGUUCUGUUUCUCUUUGUUUUUCUGGGUGGGUCUCUGGCUGGGUCCGAGUCGAGACGCUAUUCUGUGGCUGAGGAAAAAGAGAGGGGCUUUUUAAUAACCAACCUAGCAAAGGAUCUGGGACUGAGUGUAGGAGAACUGGCUGCGAGGGGGGCCCAAGUUGUGUCUAAAGGGAACAGACAGCCUUUUCAGCUCAACCAUCAGACCGGUGAUUUGCUUCUGCAUGAGAAAUUGGACCGGGAGGAGCUAUGCGGCUCCACAGAGCCAUGUAUACUGCCUUUUCAGAUAUUACUGCAAAAUCCUUUGCAAUUUAUUACAAAUGAGCUCCAGGUCAUAGACGAAAAUGAUCAUUCUCCGGUAUUCUUUGAAAAUGAAAUGCAGCUGAAAAUUCUAGAAAGCACUCCACCAGGAUCAAUAAUUCCUUUGGGGAAUGCUGAGGACUUGGAUGUGGGAAGAAACAGUCUGCAAAACUACACGGUCACUCCUAAUUCCCAUUUCCACGUUCUCACACGCAGUCGUAGGGACGGAAGGAAGUACCCAGAACUAGUGCUGGACAAAGCGCUGGACCGUGAGGAGCAGCCGGAGGUCAGUUUAACGCUCACGGCGCUGGAUGGCGGGGCUCCACCCAGGUCUGGAACCGUCCAGAUUCACAUCCUGGUCUUAGACAUAAACGACAAUGCCCCAGAAUUUACACAGUCGCUCUAUGAGGUUCAAAUUCUAGAGAACAGCCCCAUUAACUCUGUUAUUGUCACUGUCUCAGCUUCUGAUUUAGAUACAGGAAAUUUCGGGACAAUAUCAUAUGCAUUUUUUCAUGCUUCUGAAGAAAUUCGCAAAACUUUUCAACUAAAUCCAAUUACUGGUGAUAUCCAACUAGUCAAAUAUUUGAAUUUUGAGGGGAUUAAAACUUAUGAAGUCGACAUAGAAGCCAAGGAUGGUGGAGGACUUUCGGGAAAAUCAACAGUGAUAAUUCAGGUGGUUGAUGUGAACGACAACCCACCAGAAGUGACCAUGUCAUCAGUUACCAGUCCUAUCCCAGAGAACUCGCCAGAGACUGUGGUGGCCGUUUUCAGUGUUUCCGACCUAGACUCUGGAGACAAUGGGAAAAUGAUGUGUUCCAUUGAGAACGAUCUCCCCUUCGUUCUGAAACCAUCUGUAGAGAAUUUUUACACCCUAGUGUCAGAAGGAGCGCUGGACAGAGAGAAAGGAGCCGAGUACAACAUCACCAUCACCGUCACUGACUUGGGGACACCCAGGCUGAAAACCCAGCACAGCAUAACCGUGCUGGUCUCCGACGUCAAUGACAACGCCCCCGCCUUCACUCAAACCUCCUACACCCUGCGGGUCCGCGAGAACAACAGCCCCGCCCUGCACAUCGGCAGCGUCAGCGCCACAGACGCAGACGCGGGCGCCAACGCCCAGGUCACCUACUCGCUGCUGCCGCCCCACGACCCGCGCCUGCCCCUCGCCUCCCUCGUGUCCAUCAACGCGGACAACGGGCACCUGUUCGCCCUGCGGUCCCUGGACUACGAGGCCCUGCAGGCCUUCGAGUUCGGCGUGGGCGCCACAGACCGAGGCUCGCCGGCGCGGAGCAGCCAGGCGCUGGUGCGCGUGCUGGUGCUGGACGACAACGACAACUCGCCCUUCGUGCUCUACCCGCUGCAGAACGGCUCGGCGCCCUGCACCGAGCUGGUGCCCAGGGCGGCCGAGGCGGGCUACCUGGUGAGCAAGGUGGUGGCGGUGGACGGCGACUCGGGCCAGAACGCCUGGCUGUCGUACCAGCUGCUCAAGGCCACGGAGCCCGGGCUGUUCGGCGUGUGGGCGCACAACGGCGAGGUGCGCACGGCCAGGCCGCCGAGCGAGCGCGACGCGCCCAAGCACAGGCUGCUGGUGCUGGUCAAGGACAACGGCGAGCCGCCGCGCUCGGCCAGCGUCACGCUGCACGUGCUGCUGGUGGACGGCUUCUCGCAGCCCUACCUGCCGCUGCCGGAGGCGGUGGCCGAGCAGGCGCAGGCCGACCCGCUCACCAUCUACUUGGUCAUCGCCCGCUCGGUGUCGUCGCUCUUCCUCUUCUCGGUGCUCGCGUUCAUCGCGGUGCGGCUGUGCGGGAGGAGCAGGGCCGCCUCGCUGGGUCGCUGCUCGGUGCCUGAGGGCCACUUUCCGGGCCACCUGGUGGACGUCGGCGGUACUGGGACCCUGUCCCAGAGCCACCAGUAUGAGGUGUGUCUGAGGGGAGGUACUGGGACCAGCGAGUUUCAGUUCCUCAAACCGAUUCUCCCCAGUGGUCUGGUUCAAGACACUGAGAAAUACUAGGGCAAAACUCCAAUUGCAAAAAUAGCUUAGGUUUUAUUAACAGAAGAAUC